This is a messenger RNA of Pyrenophora tritici-repentis Pt-1C-BFP, 577 nucleotides long. Its product is annotated as GFA domain containing protein. Lineage: Eukaryota; Fungi; Ascomycota; Dothideomycetes; Pleosporales; Pleosporaceae. The record is from RefSeq and is a predicted model, not a curated record. Gene Ontology annotation, molecular function: carbon-sulfur lyase activity.
GUCCAACUUACAUCACACUCCAAACUUCAUCACUCAAUCCGGAAAUACCUAGCACCGAUUCGACAAGAUGACGGACUUUAUGGGACACUGCCACUGCAAGCAGACCGAGUUUACUGCUACGCUGCAGCAGGAUCAGCAGGCCCAUAUUCUUUGCCAUUGCAACACCUGCAAAGACCUCUCCGGCUCAGCCUACACACUCAACCAAAUCAUCCCCGCCAAAGCGCUCAAGAUCACAAAGGGCGACGACCUCGGCAAAUACACAUACAAGGGUGACUCUGGCAAGAGCGUUCACUGCUACUACUGCAAGAACUGCACCACCCAUGUCUACCACGUUCAAGAAGCCCUCGGCCCUGACAACAUUGUCUUGAGGACAGGAUUGCUCGACGAGGGUGUCAAGAACUUCAAGCCUGGUGCGGAGAUCUACGGCAAGGACCGUCUGCCAUGGGAGAAGGAAGUCGCCCACACCUUCGAUGUCCUUCCACCUUCAUAGAUGCAUGAGGUUGUUGUAUGACACAUGUCUAUGCCAAAAUUCAACCAAUGAAUAACAUGACGUCAAAACCAGCAAGCCUUUUUGUGA